AUGUGGGUCGAAGAAUUAAUCGCACAGCUGUCAUCGUUGCAGCAUGUUAACGAAUGUAUAGCGAUGUUGGCAAUCUUGGUUGCAUCGGCAUACAAAACAGAAAGCAGAAUAGCUGCUUCAAUCAUCAAGUCAAUGGCAGCUAAGGAAGAAAAACGCGCUAUAAUUAAGGACGAGUAUGUAGCAGAAUAUUAUCCGGAUAUACUCUCCAAUUAUUCAAAUUCCUCUGGAACUAUAUCGUACGAUACAAUUAUCACUCCUCGUCGAUUUGAAGAAAGGGAAAUACGAUAUGCUACCGAGGGAACUGCCACAAAUGAUCGGCCUUACUACGCACAUGAAAUUGAGCUUCUGCCAGCUCCAGUGAAACCUGAGCCAGUUGAAUGGGACCUGCUGAAAAGGCUAAACAAAUUGCUAGAACAUAAGGAGAAAAAUAAGAAAACUCUCGAAGUACAGAGAGCAGAAAAGGGUUCGUUGGAACAGAGCAAAAAGGUGAUCGAACAAGCGCUUCUGAGGUUCCUUGCUAAGCCAACUGGAAUGGCCAUGAAUAUUUCCACUGUGCCCAACAGUAAACCAGCAAGACUUGCUAUCAAGGUAUGCCCAACAGAGCAUAUGCGAACCAAAUCGGCGCCGAUUAUAUCCAUGGAAACUCUAAUGAACGCGUUUCAUACGGAUCCGGAAUACAUCACCGAGGCUGAACUAGUACGGGAACAAACAAAGUUGUUCAAGAAAAGAGUUCGAGAGAGACAACAAAAAGCAGAAGCCAUUGAGUCCAAUCGGCCAACUUUUCCUAGGGAUCCUCCCGAGCACGAGUCGCGAUCUUAUGGACCAGCUGCUAUGUCGCAGAAAUUCAAUAGAUCUCUGAAGUAGAAUUCUACGGAGAUAUGAAACUUGUCAAACUUCAGCUGAUAUAAUCCCGUUAAUAAAAGGUUUUAUUGC
Cylicocyclus nassatus is the source of this 933-nucleotide messenger RNA. NCBI's taxonomy places the organism in Eukaryota, Metazoa, Nematoda, Chromadorea, Rhabditida, Strongylidae. The record is from the annotation of a GenBank genome assembly.